AUGGAGCCACUGUGGCUGAACACUCAUUCGAUUCCGCAGCGACCGAAAGGUUACUCUGGGGAAGUACUGAACCCUAAACAGUGGAGGCCCCUAAUAGAGGCAAGACUGCGUCCUCACGCGUUGUUCGACGACUUUGGGACGACCUUGGCAGACCUUCCCGUGUUAGCCCCACCACUCCGCUCACGGCGAGGACGACUCUUACGGUCCCCACAGCCCGGAGGCGGUGUCGUCAUGUCGUACCACACUGGUCGAACUUCUCCCGAACAACUGAAGAGCUUGGAUGGUCGGUCUACAAUAUCAACAAUAACUGACAAACCGACGAGUCUAAGCCGUGUCCUGCAGAACCUACUGAUUGCCCCACAGUCUAAGGUUGCGGGCGGGACAACCUAUUCGCCCAGAGCAGGCGGAACCCGCAGUCCAGUCGAGCCACUCGUAUCAUCGCCUUUGCGCAUCAGUUCUUCAGAUAUGGCAUCCGCCCCAAGUUCGCCGGAGAGGCACUCCGCCGAUCGCGAGGCUUUCCCUCGUAGAUCAUCCGACCAGGUUGUUGAUGCUGUCCGCUCAACCACGGGUCGCCUUGGCAUUGACAAUGAUGCAAAAUCUGAUAUCGCUUCUACUUCUUUAGAACAGCCACUCGCCAAAAAGCGAUUUUUGCAGGCUCGAGAUAGGUCCCAGAGCCGCAAGGGUGUGGCUGCCAUGAUGUCUGGCCGUCUCUUCCCGAGAAGCUUUUCCCGUGGCAGGGACAGAGACUCAUCUCGGGGAUCUUCCCAGCGUGGAUCGUCUCUCGACUCCCGUUCUGCUUCUUCACCGGAGCGUGGUCGCGCCAGUUCCCCCGGCAGUCAUUCUGUUCACGUUGAGACCUUAACACCCGCCCCUGUUAGUUCAAGGAAAGGGAAAUCGCUCAACAUGCACGAUACAUUCAACAAGUCAGACGAGGCAUUGGCUAAACCCCAUGGAAGCCUACCUGAUUAUAUCAAACCGACGGCUGUGGAGGAGGGAGGGGAGCGACUAGCCAAAGAUGUUUUCGAUCGCGACAAGAACAUGAUUGAAAGCAGCGAAGAUGAAGCCAACUAUAGUUCGAGCGAUGAAGACAGCGCUCUGGAGGGUGUACGAGGCCGCAAGAAAAAGAAGGACUCGGAUAUCACGGCUAUUACGCCAAGCGACUUUGGGAGAUCCAAGGAUGACAAUUCCAAGCAGUCCGAAGAACAAAAAGCUCCCGAAAUUCCAAGCGGACGACAGGAGAAGAAACCGCGAAAGUCUGCUUUGAAAGCUGUGGUCCAUCCACAGACCAGUUUCGACAUUCCCACCCCGCGUGUUCAGUCAGUGGCUGGCACCCCUUAUGGCUCAGAGGAUGAAGCCGAGAUCGAUGACAUUCAUCGUGCCCAGAAGCUUAGCAUUUCGAUGUCAGCUAUUGAUAACGGUGUUCACAACCGAUCCAUCCGUACAAUAGUCCGCGGCAACUUUUCAAGCCCGCAGGAUCAAGGCGAUGGGAGCCGCCAUCGCCGUCGGAAAUAUUUAAUCGCAACCGACUUGAGUGAAGAGUCCGUCUAUGCCCUCGAGUGGACCAUCGGCACGGUCCUGAGAGAUGGAGACACGAUUUUCGCCAUCUACGCCAUGCACGAGGACUCCACUACUGCGUCAGGGGUGCAGGUCGGCGAGGGAGCCAAAGUGAUGAAAGACGCAACGGCUGUCGUUGGCACCCAGACGAAAGAAGCCAACCAGAAUUAUGGAUCCCGUACGAUCCUCGGUCUACUUGGCCCCGGUACUGCCAGCAAGACACAUUCUGCUGAUUCCCGGGCAUCGUCAAUAGCUGAGGCGGAACGAGUGAGGGCAGUUGAGACUGUUUCUCAGACCUGUGUGAAACUGCUGCGGAAAACGGUCUUGCAGGUCCGUAUAGCCGUGGAAGUGAUCCAUUGCAAGAACCCGAAGUCUAUGAUCACUGAGGCUAUUGAUGAACUUGAGCCCACACUCGUUAUUGUGGGUGCCCGAGGUCAGAGUGCACUGAAGGGUGUUCUCCUCGGAUCGUUUUCCAACUAUCUUCUUUCUAGUUCCUCUGUGCCGGUAAUGGUUGCACGCCGAAAGCUGAAAAGGCAUACGUGGAAAGACAAGCUCAAGGGCACUGCGAAUGUGCGCCUAUCCAAUAAUCUAAUUACCCCGAAGAGCCUUGCUCAAGCCAAAGUGGACUGA
Messenger RNA from Penicillium egyptiacum, 2184 nucleotides. The record is from the annotation of a GenBank genome assembly. NCBI's taxonomy places the organism in Eukaryota, Fungi, Ascomycota, Eurotiomycetes, Eurotiales, Aspergillaceae.